AUGGAGCCUGUUCUGUGGUGCGUUUCAGCCUCCACUGGAACUAAUUAUGGAAAUUGGCCAUGGCAGAUAUUCAACAUGAAACCACUACAGAUCGUGUUUCCCUCAAGGGCGGACCCCGAAAGCCCGAUCAUCGACCUGGACCUCCACCUGCCGCUGCUGUGUCUCAGCGCCGAGAAGGUGCUGCAGGUCCUCACCUGCCUUCUCACGGAGCAGCGGGUCGUGUUCUUCUCCUGCAGCUGGGCACUGCUGACACUGGUGGCCGAGUGCUUCAUGGUCUACCUGCACCCUCUGCAGUGGCAGCACACCUUUGUGCCCAUCCUGUCCCGGCAGAUGCUGGACUUCGUCAUGGCGCCCACGUCCUUCCUCAUGGGCUGCCACCUUGACCACUUUGAGGAGGUCAGCAAGGUGAGGCGUUGCCGUUGGGGUUACGACGUUAGGUUCUUGUGGCAGCAGCGCCUCAACGGCCAGAUACAGCAGAUCACCCUGCAGCUGCUGGUCAGCAUCCUCAGGGAAGUAAAGAAUCACCUGAAUUAUGAACACAGAGUAUUUAAUAGUGAAGAGUUUCUCAAAACAAGAGCUCCAGGGGACCAGCCGUUCUAUAAACAGGUUUUGGGCACCUACAUGUUUCACUCUUUUCUCAAAGCCCGGCUCAGCAGAAGGAUGGACGCCUUCGCUCAGGCGGACCUUAACAUGCAGGCGGAGGAGGACAGAAUAAAUGGGAUACCCAUAAGUCCAAGAAGACCAACCACUGAGAAAACGGUCUCGCGAAAACCUUCGCCCUUGCAAGUCGCCCACAGGCGCAUGGUGGUCAGCAUGCCCAACCUGCAGGGCAUCACGGUGCCCGACCUGCUGCCCAGGAACUUGUCACUUCGGGAAGUAGAUACUGUGGAGUAUGGGGGCGGCACAGUUGACCCUAGUGUGACUCGUCAAGCGACGUACACCUUCAGAAUCCCGGAGGUCCACUUUCCCCUGGUGAGCCAGUGCGUGCAGGCCUACUAUGCUGACUGCAUUUCCCUGCUCAGCAAAGCCAUGAGCUUCCUGGCGCCCGACAACUCGGUGCUCCUGGCGAGGUACUUCUACCUGCGCGGCCUCAUCCGCCUGAUGGAGGGGCAGCUGCUGGAAGCCCUCCUGGAUUUCCAGAGUCUGUACAAAACCGACAUAAGCAUCUUCCCUGCCGAUCUCGUGAGGAGGACCGUGGGGUCCCUGUCGGCCCCCCAGCGUGCCCAGGCCGAGCAAAAACCCGAGCUGAGGCGGCUCAUCAGCGAGGUCACGGACAAGCCCGGGGAGGCGCCCAAGGCCGACGACCGCGUGAAGAACUUUGAGCUCCCAAAGACGCACAUGCGGCUGGACGACUUUGUGAAGAGGGUUCAGGAAUCGGGCAUCGUGAAGGACGCCCGCACCAUAAACCUGCUGUUCGAGGCACUGACUGUGGGACAACAGAAACAAAUCGACCCGGAGACAUUUAGAGAGUUCUACAACUGCUGGAAGGAGGCAGAAGCGGAGGCCCAAGAGGUUAGCCUGCCUUCGUCGGUGACGGAACACCUGGAUAAAAAUGAGUGUGUUUAUAAGCUGUCUAGCUCUGUCAAGACGAACCGUGGUGUGGGCAAGAUCGCUCUGACCCAGAAGCGCCUGUUCCUCCUCACCGAAGGGAGACCUGGAUACGUGGAGAUUUCCACCUUCAGAAACAUAGAGGAAGUCAGAAGUACCACAGUAGCUUUUCUGCUCCUGAGAAUACCCACCUUAAAAAUCAAAGUGGCGUCCAAGAAAGAAACCUUUGAAGCUAAUCUAAAAACGGAGUGUGACCUGUGGCACCUGCUGGUGAAGGAGAUGUGGGCUGGGCGGAAGCUGGCCGAUGACCACAAGGACCCUCAGUAUGUCCAGCAGGCGCUGACCCACGUCUUGUUGAUGGACGCUGUCGUUGGCACACUGCAGUCGCCUGGCGCCAUUUAUGCUGCUUCCAAAUUAUCGUAUUUUGAUAAGAUGAAGAAUGAAACGCCCAUGGCAGUUCCAAAGACGACCUCAGAGACGCUGAAGCACAGGAUCAACCCCUCGGCGGGAGAGACGGCCCCGCGGGCUGUGGACGUCCUGCUGUACACGCCGGGGCAUCUUGAUCCAGCGGAGAGGGCUGGCGACGCCCACCCGAAGCUGUGGUGCGCUCUAAGCCAAGGUAAAGUGGCCGUGUUCGACGCUUCCUCCUGGACCGCUCACCAGCACUGCAUUAAAGUGGGCGCCUCCAAACUGAACUGUAUGGUGAUGGUGGAGCGGAACCAGGUGUGGGCCGGCUCGGAGGACUCAGUCAUCUACAUCAUCAGCACCCACAGCAUGUCCUGCAACAAGCAGCUCACCGACCACCGCUCCAGCGUCACGGGCCUGGCUGUGCGGGACAGGACGCGGGCACCCAGUGAGGUGUACUCGUGCAGUGCGGAUGGGAUGGUCCUGGUGUGGAACGUGCGCACGCUGCGGGUGACCAGCAGGCUCCAGCUGCCGAGCGGGCGGCUUUCGUCCCUCAGACUGCACAGUGGCCACUUGUGGUGCUGUACCAGCGACAGUAUUGUGGUAGUAACAACGGAUGGACUUCUUCAUCAAGAACUGAAGCUGAAUGAGAACUUUAAAGAGCAGAGCACCUCCUUCCUCAGCUUCCAGCUCCUCCCCGAGCAGGAGCAGCUCUGGGUAGCGCGUGCCGGCUGCGAGGACAUCUGCGUCUGGAGCCUGCGGGACCUGGCCCAGCCCCCGACGAGGAUUCGCCUUCAGGACUGCUCCGCAGUCAGCUGCCUGAUCAGGGUGAAGAGGCAGAUCUGGGUGGGCGGCACAGGGCUGUCGCAGGGGAAAUCAAAAGGGAAAAUCUACGUGAUUGAUGCUGAGAGGAAGACGGUGGAGAAGGAGCUGGUGGCCCACCUGGACGCAGUGAAGACUCUCUGUUCGGCGGAGGACAGAUACGUGCUGAGUGGGUCAGGCAGUGAGGAAGGAAAGGUCGCCAUCUGGAAAGUUGAAUAACUGUGGGUGAAUUGUGAACGGUGCUGUGCUGAGAGAGACCGCAUGCCUGCAGCCGGCCAUCCCAGUGGGGUGGGGUCGGAGACAGUCAGCCACGGGUGGGGGACCCCUGCAGGUGUAUGGGCUUCCGGAUUCAGUUAAGAAACCGACAAUAAGGCCCUUCCUCUCCUGGACUCACCUGAUCAAACUGUACCAACAGUGUUUCAGGUUGGGUGUGUCUCAGGCGGGCAGCUGGAUCAGCUGUGUGAUAACCUCUGCUGAGGAGUCACCCUGUGUGUUGUCUAGAAAGUUCCAGAAUCCAUGUCCAGGGACCAGCACCGCAGCCAGCUGGAAGCAACGCUGCCUAAUCACACGUGACCACAGACCUCAGGACUCUGGUUUAGCCUUUCCUCUACUCCGUUCAUUGAACAAAUGUGCAUGAAGCUCCAGGCUUGCAGAAAAGGGCAUUUUAAAGUGGCCACUUGUGGCUGGACACAUUUGCACCUGCCCUUGCUGUCCCCCAUCAGAGCAGGUGACCAAGGCCUGCCCAGGGAAGGGGACAACAGUGUGACUGACUGGACAGCGAGGCUGUCUGGACAGGGGUUGGGCCAGCUGCGUGAGCUCUGUCUUCUGUUCUUUUUAAUCAGUGUAGAAUUUUUAUAAUGAAGACACCUAGGAAGACUUUUUCAGCCAAAGAUCACAGAUGUGUGACCUAGUUUUCCAGUAAAGUUGCUGCUACAUAAAGCCCCUUGCCAGAUAUGAUGUCCAUUCCAGCCACGCUUGCUCCUGUGUGCACACCCCAUGUUUUUGUAGGUAGUGCCUUAUCAUCAACCAAAGAUGAUCUUACUGGCUAUAAAUAACUAAAUAUUGGUAAGAGGAGACCUUUUGCACAUUUUUACUACAUUGAGAUUUCAUUUCCUAACUGCUCAGCAAGGAAUGUCCAGUGGGCUUGCUGGAUGUGGUGGUGGGGGGCACCCUGCUAAGCACACGUGGGGGCUCGGGGCCUGUGGCCCCCCUAUAAGCUCAGCUGCAGAGGGGCUGCUGGGCCUGCCCUGGGUUUCCAGGAUUUAGAGACACCAUGCCAGGCCUUGCUCACCCUGAGAGAUCUCUUGAGGGGUUCUGUCUGGCCCCCCAGCAGGGCCAACCUUCCCAAAGCCUCUUCAGUGUCUCCAGAAGUGGCUUUGGCCCUGCAUGGGGCCAAGCAUUUUGAGAGGUGCAGAUGGGACGUUUCAGGGUGUUCUCGGAAUGCAGUGUGGAGGACAGCCAGGCGCCUGAUCCCCCCGGUCUGUGCUUUGGAGGGUCUGUAAGGAAGCGGAGCCAGCAGCAGAGGGGGUGGGUUGGAUUCUGCUUUUGUAAACACAUGAAAAGUUAGAGUAAAAGGCAUACACAUCCUUAUUUAAUGCCAGUCCACAGGUAACCAGGUAUUUUCCCUCGUCAAUAAUAAAGAAUUUUUUUAGUUUCAGUUAAUUCAGUUUAGUAAAUAACACCGUCCACUUUCCUUACUUUACCCAAUGUUAACUGGUGGGAGAGAUCCUUACGGCAAUGCAGGACCUGGAUUUGCCUGUGGUUCAUUUCAGGUGCCCAUCAACUGUAAGGUACACUUUUCCUUUUGUGAAUACCCUGAUCCAUUUGACAGUGACCGCAUUGAAAACAGUGCUUUUAGGAAAUGGCCAUUUAUAUACUGAACGCGGGAGUGGUAAGCAGUGGCAUUAGGAGGGGGCAGCAGGCCAGGCAGGGCAUUGCACACAGUGGCUGGCCAGUGGGGCUUGUGGAAACGCAAAGGGCACUUUCAUACCAUCAGCACUUCCUCCAGGAUGGAUGAUUUGUCAUGGGAAGACCCCGAAUGUGCCAGAAUUCAUUACAUAGAUGACGCCUUCCUUGCCUCAGCUUCAGAAACCUGAAUUAAACUGGUACCAAAAAGGUGUUUAUCUUGAACUAGAAGCCAACCUAACACUGUUUCAGCUCUCCAGCUGUUUCAUACAACAGGAAAGAAAACUUGCUUUUGGGUCCUGGUGCCACUCCACAGUGCCAGUCAAAGCCCCCAUCCCCAUUAUCACUGCUAAGUCAUAAUGAUGAUCACAGGGCACUGUUUUUAUGGUUUGUUCUCAGAAGACAUGAAUGCAUUACUGCUCUCAAAUGUUGUUCUUGGCAUUGAAUGUGAUUGUAACAUCUGAAUUAAAAGUGCGUGACUCUUG
This is a messenger RNA of Manis javanica (Malayan pangolin), 5165 nucleotides long. The record is from RefSeq and is a predicted model, not a curated record. NCBI's taxonomy places the organism in Eukaryota, Metazoa, Chordata, Mammalia, Pholidota, Manidae.